Molecule: messenger RNA, 713 nt
Organism: Diuraphis noxia (Russian wheat aphid)
Lineage: Eukaryota; Metazoa; Arthropoda; Insecta; Hemiptera; Aphididae
Product: coiled-coil domain-containing protein 43
Source: RefSeq, a predicted model, not a curated record
GUCAAAAACUUCGCGCGUCUGAAACUCCGAACAUGUUACAAUAAUAUUAUAUUGUAAUAUCUACGUCGAACCUUAGAAUUCCGUCCGGCGGAACUGCUCGGUUCGGACCCGGUUUGCGUGUACCGUGUAGCRAAUCUGGCGGCGUCGCGAGAAUCGGGCACUUCCGGUCACCUGUCGUGGAAUUUUCGAAGGACCGGCAACACGGUUACCUACGUUCGACAGACGUUUGCAAGCACCUGUUCAACACACGGUUCCUUGGUCGUCUGUCCCUCGGACAUAGAGACAUGUCGGCCCAGUGCACAAAGACGGCGUGGCUGUCGUCGAAACUCAAACAAUUCGCGUUGGACGAGGAGAUCUAUUUAAAUUACAUCGAAAGUGUGUUGGACGGCGAAGAAGAUCGAUGUGAAAAGAUCAGCGCACUGGAGGCGAUUCUCGGAGAAGUGUUGAGCGAGAACGAAGUGAAAUCCCAAUGUAUGGAAAUAAUAGACAUGUAUGACACUCAAGAUGACAGUGAUGCUAAUGAAAUCAAAACACCCAUAGAAGACACCGAAGAAACUUURGUUAAAAUGCUAGAAACAAACAUAAGGACCGUUGUGACAGUUCCAAAUAAAGCUAAUAAACUAAAUUCAGACGAGGAAGAUUCUGAUUUAGUUAAAAUUAGAAAAAAUAUUUUAAGUCAAUAUGCACAGGUAUGACWUGAUAAGAGUUUCUGA